AUGGCGACGGCCCAGACCACCGCACCGUACGCUUCGUCCGCCUCGAAACGACGCGGCACCAACGACAGCGUCGGGGGCAGCACGAGCUCCAUCUCCACCGCCAGCGGCAGUCCUGUUGCCCAGACCAAAAUCCCACGCCGCACCUCGCUCGCUUCUUUCCCCACACGAGCCGACGCCUCGCCAUUGCUCGCCGGCGCCGGCCGACGUCCGUCGCUGUCUCCACAACCUCCCCUCCCGUCACAUUCACCAGCGUUGCCGCCUUCGCCAGCGUUGCCGCCUGGCAGCGCCCACUCUGCUGCCAUGGCUUCCACCGACCGCACAUCCAACCAGAGCAACAAGUCCACCAAGGCGCCGUCGUCCGGCACCGGUGUUUCCUCCUCACAACACUCUUCCCUCUCCGGUCCCACGGGCGCUGGCGCCGGCGCCGGCGCCGGCGCUGGACAACAACAGCAGAACCGAAGCGGACAACAGCGCCGACGGCUGCGAUCACAGUAUCCGCGUGGCGCAUCGGCCGAGAACCAUGUCGAGUACAUUCUAGUGGCGUCCUUUGACGUCGACAAAGGCCCCAUCAUGGAGCACCAAUACCCCGUCGCCAUUACGGGCGACGAGCACAUGCUGGCCGAGCUGAUGCUGCCCGACCAGACGCAUCUGCGCAACCAGGACUGGACCAUGUUCUUCCUGCACAAGGACAUUACCCAGGAAGAGGAGGAACAAGAACAGCUCGCCAAGGAAGAGCGCAGAAAGCGGCGGCAACGGCGGCGUGCACGCAGGGCGGGGAUCCCGGUCGGAGACGAAGACAAGGAGACUGGCGGCCACGUCGAGGACGAUUCGGACGACGAAGACGACGAGGACUGGGACGACGACAUGUCGACAGACAGUGAGCCCGAAGGCGGCGAGGGCGCACCGCUGAUCUACGUGCUCAACCUGGUCAACACCAAGCAAGACAAGACACAGCGACGCGGCGCUGUCGUCAAAUCCAUGGCCAUCUGCACGCGGCACCCCUUCCUGCACAUAUACAAGCCGCUGCUUCUGCUGGCGCUCGAAGAGUACUUCAAGUCGCCCGUCGUCGAGACGCUGUCCAUGCUGUACGACGCGGUCAAUGCCAUGGACUUGUCGCUGAUGCCCCGCCUGAGCCUGCUGGAGCGCCACCUCCUGCAAGCGAGCGACAACAAGGACCUGUUUGUCGAAAAGUUUGAAAAGAUGAUUCAGAUGCGCAUCGCCGAGGAGAACGGCGACGGCGUCAGCGACCAGCCCUUUGACGCGAGCCGCAGUCCGCCCAAACCGGCCGGCAUCCUGCGCGCCGGCACCAAGGCGCACUUUGAGGGCCAGGCCGCCGCGUACUCGGUGCCGCGCGACACCCACGAGUUUGAGAGCAAGGUGUUUUACAAGGGCAUCCCCAUUCCCAUCAAAGUGCCUGUGGCCGUCAUGCCGGAGACCGUCGGCGACUUCUCGCUCAUCAAGCUGAUCCAGAACUUCUCCGAGACCCACGCCAAGGCACCACAGGCCUUUCCCUUGCACGCGCACCUGACGACCAACGGCCCGCACACGCACCCCAUCAUUGUGCUGGUCAAUGCGCUGCUGACGCAGAAGCGCAUCAUCUUUUUGGGCCACAACAUGCCCUCGGGCGACGUGGCGGAGGCGGUGCUGGCGGCGUGCGCGCUGGCAUCGGGCGGUGUGCUGCGCGGCUUUACGCGGCACGCCUUCCCCUACACGGACCUGACCAAGAUCGACGACUUGCUGCUCGUGCCUGGCUUCAUUGCGGGCGUCACCAACCCGACCUUUGAGCUGCACCCGGAAUGGUGGGAUCUACUGUGCGAUCUGCCGUCGGGCCGCAUCAAGAUUAGCAGCCGCAUUGAGGAGGCGCCCGUCACCGAGGGCCUGGUGUUUUUCAAGCAGCAGCACCCGUCGUGCGCCAAUCUCGUGGACACGGCCACCACGGCCAACGUCAGCUCGGCCAACAGCGACCUGACCGGCGACAACGCCUUCAUGGCCGACAUUCUCAAGAGCGUGGCCGCGCGGCUGGGCGAGCGCGUCAUCCGCGCCAAGUGGCGUGACUGGGUCGUCAAGUUUACGCGCAUCGCCGCGGCCUUUGAAGAGAGCGUCUAUGGCGCGAGCGUGCUGCACAUGGGUGGCGGGGGCGGCAGCAGCAGUGGCAACGGCAACGGCGGCCACAACGGCCACGACAGCAACGACAGCAACAGCAACCUCCACGACUUUGAGAACCUCGCCCUCUCGCCCUCCACAACCACGACCGGCACGCCGACGGCCACGUCACCGCCCUCGGCCCUCUCGGCCGCCAACGGCCACGGCUACGUCUGGGCCGACGAGAACGCCAAGCAGCGCGAGCUGGCCGGCAACGCGUCGCGCGUCGAGGGCUGGCGCGUCUCGCGCAGCUACCUGUCGUUUAUCAAGGACGUCGCGCAGCUCUACACGGUGCGGCCGCUCAAGGGCUACGACCUGCACCACAUGCACGACCGCCUGCGCACGCAGCGCCUGACGCCGACGCUGAGCCGCGACAUCUUCCUGACGUUUGCGCGCACCGUGCACUCGUACGACGAGAUCUGCCUGUUGCUGUCGGUGGCGCCCGAGGCGCACGGCGGCCUCUUUUACGUCGCCCUCGGCCUCUUCCACAAGGACCGCGACGUGCGCACCCAGACGACGGAGCUGCUCGAGCGCGUGGCCGAGCACGAGGCCGGGCAGCACUGGUGGCGGGGUCUCAGCCGGUUCGAGAUGCUGGCGUUUGCGCGCAUCCGGCGCGAGGCCGAGGCGGAGGCGCGCUCCAAGCUGGACAACAAUGCAGGCGGUCCUGGCGUAGGAGGAGGAGGAGGAGGAGGUGGUGGGGGUGGUGGUGGUGGUGUUGGUGGCGGUCGCGACCGGGCCAUUACACCCAUUACGGGCAACCUGCCACCGGGCGUCGUCGUCGGCGAGAAGCGGGCCAGCUAG
This is a messenger RNA of Sporothrix schenckii 1099-18, 2943 nucleotides long. RefSeq lists its product as uncharacterized. Lineage: Eukaryota; Fungi; Ascomycota; Sordariomycetes; Ophiostomatales; Ophiostomataceae. The record is from RefSeq and is a predicted model, not a curated record. Gene Ontology annotation, biological process: actin cortical patch localization. The transcript has a single exon. Bases 1 to 2943 code for a protein of 980 amino acids. Gene Ontology annotation, cellular component: plasma membrane.